AUGAAAGACUUGGGUCGACUGAAAUACUUCCUUGGGAUUGAAGUUCUAAGAUCAAAGCAAGGGAUCUUUAUGUGUCAAAAGAAGUACAUUCUUGAUUUACGAACGGAAAUCGGUAUGCUUGAUUGCAAACCAGCGGAUACUCCAAUGAUUGAAAAUCAGAAGCUUUAUAUGGAGGAAAAAACGGAGCUAGCCGACAAAGAGAGAUACCAACGAAUGGUGGGAAAAUUAAUAUACCUCUCACACACGCGACCUGAUAUAGCAUAUGCUAUAGGAGUCAUUAGCCAGUUUAUGCAUCAACCCCAAAGUGCUCAUAUGGAUGUUGUCUUACGAAUUAUAAGAUACCUCAAGGGGAUGAGUGGUCAUGGAGUCUUGUUUAUACCAAAUGGGCAUCUCGAGACUCAAGUAUACACCGAUGCAGACUGGGUAGGAGAUAAAGGCAGCCGAAGAUCUACCUCAAGUUACUUUACCUUAGUUGGUGGAAAUCUCGUUACUUGGAGAAGCAAAAAACAAACGGUGGUGGCCCUUUCUAGUGCUGAAGCUGAGUUAAGGGGGAUAGCAAGGGGUUAA
Helianthus annuus (common sunflower) is the source of this 567-nucleotide messenger RNA. RefSeq lists its product as uncharacterized. The coding region runs from base 1 to 567 and encodes 188 amino acids. The transcript has a single exon. NCBI's taxonomy places the organism in Eukaryota, Viridiplantae, Streptophyta, Magnoliopsida, Asterales, Asteraceae. The record is from RefSeq and is a predicted model, not a curated record.